Molecule: messenger RNA, 7519 nt
Organism: Brienomyrus brachyistius
Lineage: Eukaryota; Metazoa; Chordata; Actinopteri; Osteoglossiformes; Mormyridae
Exons: 6
Coding region: 3140-4711 (523 amino acids)
Biological process (GO): B cell receptor signaling pathway; intracellular signal transduction; T cell receptor signaling pathway
Cellular component (GO): plasma membrane; membrane raft
Source: RefSeq, a predicted model, not a curated record
ACGUGGUGAGCGUGGCAGCGUCAUGUUCUGUGCCUGAGUCACAGUAACAAUGACUCAUCACCCUGAUGAUCCGUAGUUCAUCUUCACACAAUGACCCUCAUGCAAGGAUCUGCGGUGGUGCUGCACCCUGUCCUGAAAAAAGACAAGUAUCUCUGAUUGAAGCAGUGCUGGUUGAAAAUUACAGUUUCGUAUUAUGUACGCGUGUCACUGGAAUAUGUGUCUGAGAAGGGCCAUACUAUGACCUUUAGGGUACCUUACAUUUCCUUCUCUAGGCUUGUAAAAUAUUUAUUAUUCGGUCAUGUUUUGAGUUAAUCUCCAGCUGUUCAUGCUUUACUACCUCCUUCAGGUUCAACUCUUGAAUUUAUUCCCCAGUCAGAGACAGUUUAUCUAAGAGGUGAAGCACUGCUUCACCAAAAAAAUAUAACAUUCAUAUUACAUAAAAAUAUCAUUUUAAUGCCAUUGUACAAUCACAACGACCAUUUCCACGUGAAACCCAAAAAGUGCAGGUGUUCAAAAAUGUCUCACAAAGUUUUGUAUCUUAAGCCUGCCCAGUGAAGCUUGCUUCGCCAAGUCUUUCCAUUGACAUGCACUCUUGCGUGUUCUCGACACAAACAUGAUUGACACGUUUAACCAUUCAGAACAUAAGUUCAGCCAUCAGGCACAUGUUUGUCGAUGUUCAUUUUUGGUUUGUGGACUAGGAAUUGGUAUACUCAAAGUGAAAGAGCCAAGAGUUAAAUGACGUACUUCUUCAGUUGAAAAGUGUCAACACUAGUAAGUGAUAGUUCUUGGGUUGGCAGGAGCUGGCAUUUAGGGGACACGAUGAGAGUGAAAACAAAAGAAAGUAUAGGGUGUUUACAGAUGUGACUUAAUUAUUGUGCGUUCCUACUACAACGAUGUUCUGGCUUUUGUUGCUGUUUGUGUUGCACAUGUAAUGUAGAGCAAAACAGUAAUUUAAUGCUGGGUAGCCAACUGAUAUUUCAGUCAAGUUACUCCCUUUACUUCUAUUUGUGUAAUGGAUGUAUUUCAGAAAAGGGUGCACCUAUUAAAAACUAAAAUUAACAAUUAAAAAUUGUUAAAAACUUUUUCAGUCGGCAUCACUUUCUAAGCAUCACCACACUAGGUUAGUAUUUACACAGUUGAAGGUUUGACAUACAAUAUAAGUAGAGCUGCAUUUCAUUAAGAAUAACAACCAAAUGCAAUAUUUUAAUAUUUACUAUGAUGACUACUAUAUGAUAAGUUUUGAAAGUCUAGAGUUUGCCACUGCCCCUUGGUAAAUUUUGUUCAUAUUUACAUGGCCUUAAUUUUUUUCAUCGCCCUAACUUGUGGUGGGGGUCAGGACACCUCUGCAAUGGGCUGCUCCCAGAACAGCCAAGGACAAAGAAUAAAGGCAUGAGAAUAGGUCUCAUGAGCCACAGGUUUUAUCAGUGAAAUUCAUAGAGGGGUUGUUUAUCCAGGGCGAAAUGGUUAACAUGCCACGUUGUCUUACAAACAGAAGCUGGCAGAGCUGAAUUUGUUAACCUUGAGCAAAUGAAACUAAUGAGUGACAUGAAUCAGGUGUAUAAGAUUCUAACAGGUUUAGAUGCUGUUCAUCCAAAUAGUUGCUGCAAAAUAAGUUCUAAUUCAGGAACUCGUGGCCGCAGUCAGAAACUAGUGGGGGAACACUUUAGUCAGGAUCUGAGAAAGAACAACUUCUCACACCAUCUAAUUGGAGCGUGGAAUAGUCUGCCCAAAGGGGUAGUGCAGGCUAAAACCCUAGAUUCCUUCAAAUCUGAACAUGACAGUAUCCUGCCAACUUUAAAUUAUUAGUUUAAUUCCCUUCAAGCGAGUUCAAUGGGCUGAAUGGCAUCCUCCCAUUUGCAAUGUCCUUAUGUUCUUAUGUUCUUAAUCCAAAGAGAGAUGGUGUGAUAUAAAAACAUACAGAAUGUUCCCUGCGAAAAAUAAAACAUCUCAGUUGGGACGUUUGAAUUUAUAGUGACGCAGGGACUUGGUGACCCUCUUGCAGAUGAGUAGCUGGAAGAUGGAUAAGUCAAUAAGGAGAGAAUAGCGUUAAAUGCAGCAGUGCCAUGGCUUAUCUGAUCACAGCAAUAGAUCUGCUGCUCGCUCACCAAUGACAGCUUUACUUCAGAGGCUUGAACUUGCAGCUUUCACUCAAGUGGAUGUUUCAUUGCUUCAUACUACCUGUAUCCAUCCAUCCAUCCAUCCAUCCAUCCAGGCUCAUUACAGCCCUGUCUCGGAUGAGCAAUUAUUGAAGUUGGAUGGGUAGUAAUUGGAUCCUGAUCUAUUAAAAAUUCAUGUAUCUGUUGAUAGUUGGUCUUCGCACAUGAGAAAAAGGUAAAAAUACUUGAUGUUAAUUGAGCCCCUGACAACUUGUCAGUUCAACGUACCACAGGUAGCUGAAACAGGUCGUUGGUUUCACUUUGUUAAGACAUGUAUCCAUCGGACAACAGGAUGAGCCUUUGACAGGGACACUGAAGAAGCAAGAUGGAAAUAGCGAUCAGAAAACCUCAGAAUGCUCCUUGCAGGGUUGAUGGCCCCUAGGGAUGGUGUGUGUCCACCGUGUUUGCAGAGAGGUGCGUUGCACUGGACACGGGGUAAUUAAUCCUGUAGGGGAAUCCAUAGCUCUCAGGGUCUGUUUGGGAUUCCAGACGACGAGUGCCAAUGACGCCCAGUGCAAAGCCUCACACGUGGCCCUUCCACACAAGUCAAAGGCACACUUUCACCAAAUGCCAACAUAUAAGCACUAGGACAGGGUGUGACCUGCACUUAUCAGACCACAUUCCCGCUCAUCUCAGCACAGUGAGAGAGCUCGGUAGCACCCCAGCCCGUUUGAGUGUGACACUCCCGCCCUCUCACCUGUCUCAGAGGCCUCAUAAAUGCUGUGUGGGAUUGAUGCCGCAGUCGCAGUUAAAUCUCAGCCUUCAUCAUACUGAAAAAGAACAUCACUUACUUUCUUCAGCACGCCCACAGGUGGAGAGGACACUCGGGAAAGAGAAUGUAACCAGUUUUCUUCCUCUUUUCCACCUCCCAGCCCGACAGAUCUGGAAGAGUGGACCACGUGUGUGUGUGUUUGUGAGCAGCUGGGCGUGAGCACGUGCUUGUGAGUGCGUGUGCGUGUGUGUGUGUGUGCAGCUGCUGUCACAUGGCCUCCAUGCAGGACGGGGUGAACUUGAGUGCUCCUCCCUACAGCAAGGUCCUGCUGUUGGGGGCCAUUGCUGCCGCCUCCGCCUUUGUGGUCACCAUCCUCAUCGUGCUGCUCUGCGUGGGCUGCCAGAGGAAAGGGAAGUCAAACAAUGUCCCGACAGAGGGGGCAAAGCACAGGAUCAUGGACAUGAGCCGGCUGCGCCAGUCGAAGCUGCGCUCCAUCAGCAAAUCCGAUACCAAGCUGCACCAGAUGAACAAACCCAACUGCAAUGGCAAGAGUGCCUCAAAAAGCCGACCUGCCAGCAUGGAUCUGCUCCUGCUGCCCAGCCGGCGUCGGCGCUCCAACUCAGACCUGCGCAGUGGCCCGGUCCGCCAGCUGCCACAGAUCCCCGCAGGUGGCUCUGGGGAUGAACGCGAGCAUACCUACUCCGAGGUGGGCCAGCGCUCCUCGCCCGCGCGUGGCUGCCAAGACGACGCCCUGUACGAAAUGGUCGGGGGGCGGGCCGGAGAGACAGACACGCCCGCUCCGCCGGUGCCCGCCAACACGCCCGCACCACACAGCCCAGAGCACACUGAAGGCAUGGACGAUAUGGCUAUGGCCAUCGGCGUCGAGGUGCCGCCAGUGCCGGGACCGGGCCCGGACCCAGUGACCGCCGAAUAUGCCUGUGUGAGAAAAGUCAGGAAGCCUGACAAACCACAGCGGAAGGACGUCGGCGGGGGGGAGCCGGGGGAGAGGGAGCAGCAGCGUCACUCAAAUACGGACCUGCACCAUGCCCCACCUCCUCCACAUCAUUCAGGUGCUUUGCACACAGCAUCUCUACUUUCUCACCACCAGGAGGCGCUGUUCAUGUGUGAGUGUGGGCUGACAAGAAUCUGGUGCUUUGCACACAUGGUCUCUCUGCCUUCUCGCCACCAGGAGGCGGUGUUCAUGGGGAACGGGGAGGAGUACAUAUGGAAGCCCCCUGAGGAGGACGACCUCAGCAUGUUCCAGGCCAAGCCCCCAUGCCCCUUAAAGCCCAGUAACGCAGAGGGCGGGGGCCCUCAGAUGCAUUCCGUGGCAGUGGGGGUCCCUGAAGUCUACUCAAAACCUGGGAAACCCCUUAAGAAGAAGAGACCCACACCUGGUUCUCCACCAUCCAGAGACAGCAGCGGGCAGCGGACGCUGGCCAGGGAGGGCUGCUCGGCCGGCUUCAGUGUGGUGGUCAAACCCCAGUUGUGGGCGACGGGCGGCUGCCAGCAGGACGGUCGGGUGGCACCCCCACCUGAGGACCCUUGCUAUGAGGCCAUCAGCGAGAAGCCGUGGCCGGCAAGGGCUGGGUCCAUGGAAGAGUUGGACUCCGCCUAUGAGGCCGUGGACACCUCCUGGAAGCAGGAGCGGCCUCCCAACGCCACACUGAAGCCGAGGAAGAAGAAGGCGCUGCUGCCUCCACAAGGGCUGCCCGUCAAGGCCCCCCCGAACGAGACCCUGUACGACAGCAUCAGCAACGUGCGGCAGGGUGUGCCCAGCUGCAGCACCACCACCAUCUUCACCUUCAACGACGGCAUGGAGAUGUACGUCACGGGCCUGUAGGGGCCCCCUGCCCCUGCAGUCCCGCCUUGCCCCUUUGGAAAAUGAGCACAUGGUAGGUGCCAGUCUGGCUACCAGCAGGGGGCGCCGCUGCAAAGAGACUCUCCCACUGUGAAGCCCCUUAGUGAUCCAGAGUGUUGUUCCUGCUAGGCAGGGGGUGGCUGGGAGGUGGGCAUAGAGAGCAGUGCUGCAGAGCUUUGCACAGCCACCCUCCCGCCUCCACUUAUACAUUCAUGCGUCGUGUAAAGACUUACCCAUGCGGCCUCUGUGUCUAUCUAUUUUUCUCUCAAUACCCAUACACAUAGGUGUGCACACUUACACACGUGCACACAGAUCAAAUCCUUCAAGGUGGCUUGUAAGCACAUACACAGAAAGCUGUUGCAAAAAAAAUCCAACCCUUAAAAAAAUAUAUGCAAGACUCACCUGUAGGUCAAAUAUUCCAUUAAUGUCAAUGAUUGUCCCACAAAAUCCAGUCCACAGCACUCAGCAAAAUGCAGUGGCUUGUCCAUCUAUGCCGAUGGAUGCAGACACACAGUCUCGGAUGAAGAAGCAGCUGACCUCACAAACACGCCCGGAAAAGCUGCUUAGACACAAAUAACAAGCAGACCGGAAAAUCCCCAAAUUUCACUGAAGCUUUCAAGUUUCAAGGCUAAAAACUGUACAUUUUGAAAAAUGCAUUAUGAUAUUUAUGACUAAUAACACAUAUUACGAACUAACACCAAGGUCAUAUUCGAAAGUUUAAGGCUUGAAACAAAAAACAACCAUUAAAACAAACAACCGGUGGGUAUCACAUUGCGUCAUCCUGAUCUGAAUGAAAAAUAUUUGAAGUUAAUGGAGCUAUGGGACCAGCAAAACGCCUACUGAGUUUUGUGGCAUCCCCCUGGAGCCAUGUGACCUUUCACACACAGUAGGGAGGAUGUACACACCUAUUGGGCACACUAGCACUGCGCUGGGUAAGGGUCCAGUCAGCCAUCAUCAUUCCUGAAAAUCGUCUGUGUUCACUGGCAUUUUUGAAAGGUCAGGGGGUUGAAUUUUGGAAGGUCCCCUGACCGACCCCGCUUUCUCAAUUGUACAUCAAUUGUGUACAGACACCUAAAAGUGUCUGCGAAAUAAAUAAAAAUAUACAUGUCCAGAGAUUAUGGGUUAGAAUGCUUCAUCUAGAUAAUACGGUCGUGUUCUUUCGAGUGACAUAGGAAAGAUCAGUCAUGCAAAUCUGCCUUGGUUUUGUUGCAAGGACACACACACCAAGAGGCAGAUGACUGUGGAAAGACUUCAGGACAAAACAAAUGAAUUGGUUGCUUAUAUUAUUGUUGAAGAAAUUGUUGAACAGCUUUCUGUAGGCGGUGCUGGUAAACCCAUUAGGUGGCCGUGUAGGGCGCCAUCUUCUGGCAGGUGCUGACAGUCAGCCAGUUUUACUUGGAAGAGGACAGAGGCGAUAUUGGUGAAGCUCACCUAGGUGUCACAUGGGUUUGAACCAGUACUGCCUGUAGGCUUGCUGAAGUCCCUGAGCCUCAGGCUAUCUUGUAUAGUGCAAAAAUUAUCUUUAAAACACCAAAUAUAUAUUUUAAAAAUUACUGAAAUUGAUUUAAAAAGGUAGCUCAGGGAAAGAGGAAAAUAUAUUGUUUAGGUAUAAUUGAUGAAUUUUCCAUAGAUUCCUACAGAAUUCACAAAGGGAACUCUAUGGGGGGGAAAAUAAAGUUGUUUUACUCAUGUCAAUCAUGUACACAUUACUGGUGGUCAUAAAUGCAUUGUAUUUUUAAAAGCACUGCUUUUUCUUAGCACAUCAUACACACACCACACCGUACUACACAGACGCUAGUUCACUGCCAUUCGUACGUGUUUCUUUCGGUGACGCCGUUGAUGCAAUUUGCAUGCUUCCAAGAUGCAUGCUUUUGAAAACCCUGUAAGUGGUGGAAAUGUUUUAUUUGCUGCUGUUGUAACAUAUGCGUUCCUGUUUUCCGGUUCGUUUGUUUUUGUCAAAGAGCACAAUGUUUAGAAACUGGAUUACGAUCUUGUAGGGUGUUUGGCAUUUCUGCAUGGCCCAGGCUUCUGUCUGCCUAACCGGAAUAGUGCGGGGCAGCAAGUCUUAUCUCCUGCCCGAAGGCUGAGGAACCAAAAGGGUGUUGACCCUUCCACUCUGGCCCACCCAGGAACUCUACGGUCCACUGAGAUAAAGUACAACGUAGCACUGGCUGGACUCGUCCCGCACUGAUUAGCGGCAGCCGCACAGGCUCUCAUGGGUCCGGAUCCGAAGAGUCGUAAGUCGGACACGCAUCAUUUAAGACGGCAGAGCUGGGUGGAAACAGCCAUACGGCAGCUUACAUCUUUUUCUGCGUGAAGCGAAAAGGGUCAGUGCGUGCCGCGAUGGCAAAGAGACAAGCCGAACCACGAGAACAAAUCUCCUUCACUGCAUCCAAGAGGUCGGCACACGUUGUGCUACUUUGUUGAUCCGAUGUGUAUACAUGUUGCAAAAGAAAAUAAUAAUAUCCUCGAUGUUUUUAGAGAAAAAAAAAGAUUUCCCUUUCUCGUUUUGUGUCGGGAAUGACUACGGCUCAGAUUUCAACAGUUAUGAUGUGAAUUCUAAUCACGUGUUUUGUUUUCUGUUCUCAUAAAGUCUGAUAUAAUUCAUGUCAAUUAAAAUCCAGAUUAAUUUAGUGUGGCAGCUACAUUGUAUGUUUGCUAAACAAUAACAGGGUUGUAUGUUAUUAAGUGCUAAUGUGCAAAAGAUUGUAAUGUUUUUUAUCAAAAUUAUUCAUAACAAUGUUAAAGUGAAGUUUAUACUUUUGUAAUAAAGAAGCCUCUUAAAAUAGA